AGAAGCAUUACGGUAGCGCAGCAAACUGUCCCCCCGCAACACACACACACUCCACACUCGUGUACACACACACAGCCCUAGUGAUUCAAUCCUGAUUUCCAGCGUACGAGCAAGCAACAGACGGGAUGCCAAAAAGUGAGGACCGGUAGAGAGGUUAUUCGCGCUGAAUAAGCCUCUUGAAGAGAUAGCGGAGGAGGCAGACGCAACAAAACAAGACGAGAAGCUGCGCUCUUUCUCCGCGGCAACUUGCGCACAGUGCCAGAGUUUUAGCGGCAGUAUUGUUCAGACUUCACUCCAGAGGGGCCACUCCGAGGAGAGGGGACGCACACAAAAGGGAAAAGGAAAGGACUAACGAGCACGCUUUGUCGUUUAAAGUAAUGGUCCUGCGGUCUUAGAUCCUAGAUUUCUCUGUCUCUCUCUCUCUCUGUUUCUUUCCAUUUUUUUUUGUUUUUGAAAUUUUUCGUCCCGUCGGUUUGUGUCCCCCUUUGUCGCCGCGAGAGAGUGGACGCGCCGGGGGCUCGAGGAGCAGAAGCGGGCUGUCCACAUGGUCCAACCACUGGCGUGAAAGUUGACUUCUUCAGAAAACAAGAGAACAGUGGCAUCCAGGGAUAUCACAUCACAUUAAUGGAACCUAGAUGACGUUUCAUGUCUCUUCUCUCUCUGGAAGAAGUGGUUUUGGUGUUGGACCUUUGCCUGAUGUGUGUGCCAGUGAUGAUGGUGGAAUCAGCCUCUGAGACCAUUCGAACGACGCCGUCCAACCAGAACGGAGUCAGCAGCCUCAGCAGCCAGUCAGAUGGAGGGGGAGGUAGAGAGGGCGGGUCUAACGGAGACACCAACGGAGAGAUCAGCCCUGUCGAUUUACUACACCUGCAACAGCAACAGGCGCUUCAGGCAGCCAGACAGUUCCUCCUCCAGCAGGCCUCUGGACUCAACUCCCCUGGCAGCAACGAGGUCAAACAGAGCCCUGUGCAGGUGCCUGUGUCCAUGGCUAUGAUGAGUCCACAGAUGAUCACUCCUCAGCAGAUGCAACAGAUUCUGUCUCCCCCUCAGCUCCAGGCCCUGCUGCAGCAACAGCAGGCUCUAAUGCUACAGCAGUUACAGGAAUAUUACAAAAAGCAGCAGGAGCAGUUGCAUCUCCAGCUUCUGACUCAGCAGCAACAGCAGCAGCAGCAGCAGCAACAGCAGCAGCAGCAGCAGCAGCAGCAGCAGCAGCAGCAGGCUGGGAAGCAAGCGGCAAAAGAGCAGUUAGGCAGUAAGCAGUUGGCCUUCCAGCAGCAGCUGAUCCAGAUGCAGCAGCUCCAGCAGCAGCACAUCCUCAACCUCCAGAGACAAGGCCUGGUCCCACUGCAGCCCACCGCCACCAUGCAGUCUCUGCAGCAAGCGAUGUGUCCGUCAGACCUCCAACAGCUGUGGAAGGAGGUGUCGGGGGUGCAGAGCAGUGAGGAUGCCCUGAAACAGGCCGAGGGCCUGGACUUGAGCACCAACAGCUCCAAUUCUACCUCAGCCUUCGCCAAAGCUGCCAGCGCUCACAUCCCACUGCACAGCCUGGUCAACGGACAGAGCCACACCCCAAAGAGAGACAGAGCCAGACUGUUUGAGUGGAUAUCCUCCUUCACCAAGGCAGACAGCGGAGAUGACCACGUUCCCCUUUACUCCAAAGGCAGCCAACCCCCCAGCAGCCAUCAUGAGGAACAUGCCGGCUCCCAUCCUCUCUACGGCCAUGGAGAGUGUAAGUGGCCUGGCUGUGAAGCACUGUGUGAGGACAUGGGACAGUUCAUCAAGCACUUGAACAAUGAGCACGCCCUAGAUGACCGCAGCACUGCUCAGUGCCGAGUCCAGAUGCAGGUGGUUCAACAGCUGGAGAUACAGCUGGCGAAAGAGAGUGAGCGACUCCAGGCUAUGAUGGCCCACCUGCACAUGCGCCCUUCAGAGCCAAAGCCUUUUAACCAACCUCUGAACCUGGCUUCCAGUGGCGCUCUGUUAAAGCGGGACAGCGAGGCCUACCCAGAGGGUCUUCCGCACCCCCCCACCUCAGCUGCCACCCCCAUCACCCCACUGCGCCAGGGACCCUCGGUCAUCAGCUCCUCCAGCCUGCACUCACACUCCCACUCCCACACGCACGGUGUUGGGCCCAUACGUAGGCGCAACUCCGACAAGUACUGCACCCCCAUUGCCUCAGAGCUGGCACAGAACUGUGAGUUCUACAAGAACGCUGAUGUCAGGCCUCCCUUUACCUAUGCCUCUCUUAUACGUCAUGCCAUUCUGGAGUCCCCAGACAGACAGUUGACUCUCAAUGAGAUCUACAACUGGUUUACACGAAAGUUUGCCUAUUUCAGGAGAAACACAGCCACAUGGAAGAAUGCUGUGCGCCACAACCUGAGUCUGCACAAGUGUUUUGUUCGUGUUGAGAACGUGAAGGGGGCUGUGUGGACUGUGGAUGAAGUUGAAUACCAAAAGAGGAGACCACCAAAGAUGACCGGAAGUCCCACUCUGGUAAAAAACAUGAUUUCAGGCCUGGGCUUUGGAUCCCUAAAUGCCAGCUACCAGGCGGCUCUGGCAGAAAGCAGUCUGUCCCUGCUGAACAGCCCUUCCCUGCUGACCCCUCCGUCUGCGGCCAGCCUCAACAUGCUGCAUGUGGGCCACGAUGAUGUCAGCUCCACUGUGGAGCAAGUCAACAGCAACGGGAGCUGCAGCCCCACACUCAGCCCUCAACAGUACAGCCACCCGGUGCAUGUGAAGGAGGAGCCCACUGAGGUGGAGGAGGACAGUCGGCCAGUAUCCCUCCUGGCCGGUGUCACACACAGCUUGCCAUUGCCAAGCGACGAGCGCGACCUGGAGGAGGAUCUCCCCACCGAGGAGCUGGAGUAGGACCGAUCCAAGAUGGACCAGAGGGACGCGACAUAGCGAGAUCAGUCCCUGAGCCCUCUCGUCAGCGUGAAGAGGAAAAGAUCGCUACAGUACACUUAAAAGAAAAGAGAGAAAAAAGAGAAUGUUUUUUUUUGUUUUGUUUUUAAGAAAAUGCAAGCAACCAAGGACGACAUUGAGAAACUCCAAACAGGGUUAGAUGACCUCCGUUACUUUCAGACGCAAAAACAAGACUGUGGAGCACUGCUUUACCUCCAUGUGUUUCUUUUCCAACACAUGGCUCAGAGGUGUAACACCACUCAACACAUACACACUCACACACACACACACACACACACACACACACACACACACACACACACACACAAACACACAAACACACACACUUAUUCACAGAAAACCAUGUUUCAUCCUCCUACCUGGUCAAACCAGCCUCAGUGUAGAGACCCUUAGAGGUUUGGACACACACUCUCCUCCUCGCCUCGCCACUCUGCAUACACCCUCCUCACUGUUGUCUCGGGCUGCCUGGCUAGCCGUUUUUAUCUCUACGUCAAUGGAGAAGACACACAGGUGUGUGUCAGAAAGAGAAAGACACACACAGGAUCAUGUGUAUAUAGAUUUGGGGCAGUCACCAGGGGCUGUGCAGUAUACCUCUCCUUCUUCCUCCUCUUUGAGUCGAUCACUUGCUUUUUCAUUUUCUUUGAUUUGAUUGAAAUGAAACUGUUUGGCUUUAAGAUGGGAAGGAAGGAAAGAUUCAAAGAUUACCUCCAACAGUGCUCCAACACCUCUGCAGAGAAGUGAGCCCACGGCGAGGCUGACCUGACAGAGGUGGCCCUGGUCCCUGUCCAAACUUCUUCCCCCCAGCAAGACACUUAGUGACAGACAUGUUUUAAACUCUUUGCUUCUAAGUGAGAAAAAAAAGAAGAAAUUUUCCUACACCCACCUCUAUCCUUUCCCAUCCUCCCCAUCCCAAAAGACUGCAGGAAUAGGACCAUUUGGUGCUGUCCUUCUCCUCUCCUCCGUACAUGGAUGGAUGGAGGGAGCUUGGAACACUUUGAGAACGAGAAGAAAAGAGGGGAAGCAGAGAGAAAUGAGGGAGGAAGCGUCUACAGAAAUAUUGUGACUAAAAAAGAAAACUGUUGAUGAUUAUGGAAUAUAACAAGAAAAAAAUGUGUGGUAGCUUUUGUCAUUUCCUUUUUUAUUUGAUGUUAUUAUCAUUGUUUAUUUUUGAGGAUCAAUAUUUCCACGGUGGCGUUCUGUUUCGACGUACCUUUUCUAAGGAUGCUGUUUUUGUUUUUGUAUUGUAAUUUGUUUGAUUUACUCUGGCUGUUCACACCAUUCCAAAUGAGUAUUGGCAAAAGAAAAAAAAAAGAAAGCGCAGUAUUGUCCCAACUUGUGAUACCCGAACCCCACUCCUGUCCCUUUCCCUUUCUGCCCCAAGUGUAGCAGGCAAGAAAUUUGGAAAUAGCACUUAAAGUUGCCAUUAUCCAGACUGAUUAUUUAACAGCUGAACCUUGUUUUGUCUUUUUAUUCUCUCUCAUUCACUUGUUUUCGGUUGUGUAUUUAGUUGAGAAAUAUCAGUAAUGCUUUAAAAAUAUAUAUAUUAUUACUGCAGUCAGAGAAUACCUCAUCCCACAAAGGUUCUACCUGGAACUGUGUCCAAAUUGAUAAACAAAUAAGGGGGAAUUCUUUCUGUGGGACACCAAAUGUGGCAACUCUGCUCAGCUUCGAUUCAAAGCUCUAUGGUUGUAAUAGUUACUGUGUAGAAGCUAUCUGCAAUUCACUGUGUGAGUUUGUGUUAAAGAAAUAGCAUGUGAGAUUUAUUUUUUUGUUUGUUUUCCGUGAGCAUAAAAGCAUUACUUUUCUCUACGGUGCCAUACCAAAUUUAACAUUUAUUUUAAUCUAUUAUCUGCUUAUUCCCAACUUAUUUUUGUUACAGGUAACCAAAGAAAUAUGUAGAAAACCAAAAACCCUGUAGUUUAUUUUGCCCUUUUUGAGUUUCUUUUUCUUCUUCUUAGAGAAUUGGCCAAAAGACAACAAACCAGGAGUUAGAAUUUUUGUUAUUGUAUUCAUAUAACUAUUGUGUUGAAAUUAUACAUGAUUUACAGUGCUGACCAUUCCAAAAACCAAAGUGUUUAAAGCAAACCAGAAUUUGAAGACAUCACAGCUUUUACAUGAGAAGCGGUUACAAAUGAUUCACAUUAGGUAUGAGGCCAAAAACUAGUAUUAACAAACCUCGCACAGUUCCUCUGAAAAACAAAAAAAAGACAAAAGCACUUAUAGGUGAAACCCGGUCUCUGCCACGCUCAGGCUGAACUGUGUUCCAAACACAAUCCUAGGACUGGCCCCACUACCGUAUGAGCAGGCCCGAAAAAUUAGGCACUCGUGAGACAUUUGAACACAACAUAUAUUUCAAUUUACAACCGGAGAUUCCAACAAAAAUAAAGGUCAAAUUCAGAAUUAAAAUAUUUGGUUCCGUCAAAUCAACUUGGCUUUAUAUGAUACUUUUCCUGGUGCUGUGGAAAUUAAAAAUGUUCAAUCUAGGAAACAAAUAUACCCUCUUGGUCUGUAUCUAGUAUUUGCAGGAAGAGGAAGUGUACUGUAAUGUGGUAACAAAACUCACAUCUUUGGACAGGGAGGAGUUAUUCCAAAAACAUAUAUAUUACAAUAAAGAGGGAACAACUAAACAUAAUAAGAAUAUAUCAAUGUAAGAGGAAAACAACCAAGGGACAUCAUGUAAUUAAAAGUUGGGUUCAUAUUUUCAUACUUUUUCUCAAACUAUCUCUUGCACUUCAGACAAUUUUUCUUAUUUAAUGAAAGAACCUUUCUGAUGACUUUGUGUUCAAACAGGACUGUUUCCUGUCACAUUAGAGACUGAUUUCUAACAAAGUACAAAGUGGCAGACAGGCAUCUUGAAACAAGAUAAAAACCAAAAAUAACACUACCUCCUUUUCAAAAUAGUUCAACACAUAUAGCCAAUGGGAGACUAAACUCUCUUAAAUAUUUUUUUUCCUCCAUUCUUCCUGGAUGAUAAUAAUGAAUGCCAAAAUUGUUAUUACACUUACUGUAUAACUGACAAAAAAAAUUUAAAAAAGAAGCUAUUUGGCGAUCCUUACUCCCUGACACAUCUGCUUGACCCCAAAACCAGAGAGACGUUUCACUUUCCAUGGAAUUAAAAAUGACUACCUCUCCUUAAACUACAUCUAAAGCACUCUCUACGUCUCAAAGUGUGUUAUGAAGUGCUAACUAUAUAUCAGAGGUUUUCUAUCAGCUGUGUUAAACUGACCAUAUUCCUGCACCUGGUUAGCACUGAGCUAUGUGAACAGCCUCACAACUGUGUGCUUUGACUGUAUGUGUGCAUAUUCAUGAUAUCAGUCAAAAACUGGUCUUUAAUGGCUAUGUGGUGUUGCAGGGAGCUGGUUGUCAGGGGUAAUGAUGAGCAGAUUAUAUCAGUGCCGCACACACACACACGCACACACACACACACACACACACACACACACACACACACAGUUGUAUAACAGAAGCAUAGAAGCAGGGCUAUGGGUUAGUGCAUUGGAGGCUCUGACCAUCCAGAUAUCCAAAGACCCACAAUACAGCGGCAGCCGCUUCACCAAAACACUUGCAGAGACGCUGAGAGGACUAACACUUAAAGAAACUCAUCACUACUACUAGUAAUAUCCAAACCAAGAGGAACUGCUGCAUACAGUACAUAGAUGAUCUCUGACUUGUGCUUUAAGGUACACCUGUAAACAAAGCUGUUUUAUAAAGAUGUAGAUUGUUCACAGGUCGCCAUGUAACACUUCUGUUCUUUCUCCAGCUUGGCAUAACAUGAUGUAUUCUUGUAUAUUAAUGCUUGACUUAUCUCUCCAGGGCAUUCUUUCUCAUUUUGUUCUUUGAUUUUCUCUUCCCUUUUUUUUCUGCACCUGUUUAGCUAUUGUAAAGCUUUCAGCUCUGAUUCCUAUACUGUACUGCUAAUGCUGAAGUAUAUGUAUUUAUCAUAUUAAGUGCUGCAGGUAUCUUGGUUUAUUAGUUUUGUUUUUGUUUUGUUUGUUUCCACUUUUUCAGUUCUUCAUAAAACGUCUGGGACGCUGAUUUUUUAAGUGUAUUAUCUCUAAAAAAAAUUAAAAGAAUAAAAGGUAGAUCAGUGGUUUAGGUAACACCUGUUUGUAUAUUUAUCUUAGCUAGGUCUAUUUUGAUACUUUUUUGUCUCUGUACUGCAUUUAUGCAUUUUUAAGGAAAGAAAAAACAAAUGGAAAACAAACUAAAAAGUUUCUUCAUUAUGUAUUGAUACCUCAGAAGGACUUUUUCUCAAAGACAGGACCAAAACCUCUGAAAAGAAAAAGAGAAAGAGGAAAAAGUGUAAGAAUAUGUAGCCCCUCUCUUGCUUUAAAAAAAUGCGGAGCUCUAGAAAGAUAUUGCUGUUGGUCCUCUCAGGUGCCAAUAUGUGUCCCAGCUCCCUGUGACCCCUCCCUCUGACCCCUGACCCCUGUCAUUCCUGUGCCGAACUCCGACCCGCAGAGCUGUCAAUCAUCUGCAGGCGCCAUGGGGGUGUCACUGAGCCACACACCUGGCUGGUGGUGACCAGUAACAAACCUCAUCUCCCAGUCCCACAGAGGCAGAUCAAAGACAGACACUGUUGCAUUUUUGAUACUCCUCCUCUUGCGUAGUCUCAAUACCAAAAUGUGGAAUGGCGCUCAGAGAUGCAGCCAAUCCUCUGACUACCAAAGGCAUAACAAGCAACCAUUUGCUUAGUCCAAACUCCUGAACUGUAACCAAACUGUAACCAAACCAAUGCCACAACCUUAACCAAACAAAAACCAAGCUACUUCCAAAACUCUCCAUCGACUUCACUGAUCACCUUUACUGAUAGCUGAUAUCUCUCGUGCAUCCACGUAAUGGUGUUAUAGGACCAGCCUGCAUCUUAUUGGCUGGUGAGUGACUGACACAGGGAGCCCAAAUCCUGAUGUGAGAUUGGACAGUUCUGAGGUGUCAUGUGAGGGGGAAGGGACUCUCAAAGUGGAGCUUUGCCUGACGGUAUUAUCAAGUAGACAGCCAGAAUCCAAUGGAACUACCACUUCAGUUCUCCUUUGGUUAAACCUUAGGAAUGUGUGUACAUUUUCAGCAGUGACUCUCUGAAUUGUUUCUUAGUUUCAGUUUACCUGUUUACCUCUCUUUAUCCUUUGUUUUUUUUUCUGUUUCUUGUUAUUUGAAAGUGUGACCCGAGGAAGAGGCGGGGACAGGGACUGGGUGGUGGCUUUAGACAGACAGUGGAGCCCAGCCCUCUGACCCUCCACCCCGGGUAGCCAUGUAAUGCCAGUCACUGCCCUUUCCUUCAUGCUGUAUAAAAACACACACAUAUAUCUGUGUAUUUGUAACCUGAAUCUUCUUGUGUCUGUCCAUGCAGACAAUAAAAAAACUGUACAGUAGGUCUAGUUGCAUGUAAUCUGUACUAAUUAUUGACAAUGGCAUUAUAAAAUGCAAUAAAAUACUUAUUACACUGUC
Molecule: messenger RNA, 8370 nt
Organism: Dicentrarchus labrax (European seabass)
Lineage: Eukaryota; Metazoa; Chordata; Actinopteri; Moronidae
Gene: foxp4
Product: forkhead box P4
Exons: 19
Coding region: 646-2868 (740 amino acids)
Biological process (GO): regulation of transcription by RNA polymerase II
Cellular component (GO): nucleus
Molecular function (GO): DNA-binding transcription repressor activity, RNA polymerase II-specific; RNA polymerase II cis-regulatory region sequence-specific DNA binding
Source: RefSeq, a predicted model, not a curated record